Sycon ciliatum is the source of this 2489-nucleotide messenger RNA. RefSeq lists its product as uncharacterized. Bases 302 to 1270 code for a protein of 322 amino acids. Lineage: Eukaryota; Metazoa; Porifera; Calcarea; Leucosolenida; Sycettidae. The transcript has a single exon. The record is from RefSeq and is a predicted model, not a curated record.
UUAUGUGGAGAGUUAUCCCAGAGGCGACCUGUUCAGAAUAGUUUGUUUUUGCUUUGUUGUGGUUGCUCGACUGGACUUUGAAAAUUUCUGUGACAUUAUUGUUGACCGUCCAGUUUGCUUGUCCUUAUUGCAGACCAGGAAUUGAUGUUCGCUCAGCAAUUCAGUGUAUCGUUUUCUCUGGCUGACAUUACGACUGGGCGAACCACUGAACUAUUACGCUCAAUUUAAAGCGAUGCCAAGCUCAUAACACGAUAAAGGAAGGUAAACUUUGCUCUACGCUUCUCCAUGAGAUUUACCAGAGAUGUCUGUAUGGGAGUAUUUGUCAGAAUUGCGAGACAGUAACACUGAUGCAUCCGUGUCGCCCGAAGUCCAGAGUGUCCAGCCUCUACAGACAAUCCAGCCUUGCCAGAACGUUCAGCCUGCCCAGACCGUUCAGCCUGCCCAGCAAGUCCAGCCUGGCAAAAUUGUUCAUACUUCACUGCCUACCCAGACUAUACAGCCUACCAAAACGGCACAACCUAUCCAGACUGCUCAGCCUACCCAGACGGUACAGCCUACCCAGACUCCACAGCCUACCCAGACUGCACAGCCUACCCAGACUGCAAAGCCUACCCUGACUGCACAGCCUACGAGGACUGCACAGCCUACCCAGGCGGCACAACCUACCCCGACUACACAGCCUACCCAGACUGCACAGCCUUCCCAGACUGCACAGCCUACCCAGACUACACAGCCUACCCAGACUGCACAGCCUACCCAGACUGCACAGCCUACCCAGAUUGCACAACCUACCCAGUCUGCACAGCCUACCGAGGCUGCACAGCCUAACCAGACUGCACAGCCUACCCAGACCGCACAGCCUACCCAGACUUUACAGCCGACACGGACUGCACACCCUACCCAGACUGCACAGCCUAGCCCGAUCGUUAAUCCUUCCCCAACUGCACAUCAUCAGGCAUUUGCUUUUCACACGUCUCUCAGAGACCACAAAGUAACGCACACAGACAAAUAUCUCAAAUGUACUCCUAAGCCUGGUUGUUCCAAACAAUAUAAGCACGCGAGUUCAGUGAGGAGACAUCUACAACGUCGUCAUGCUAGCCAUAACAAUGCUGCAGUGGCCAAUGUGGCAGAUGAUCAUCAUGACGAUGAAUCUGAAGGAAGUGACGAGGAAAAUUAUACUAUACCUUCUCCAACCAGUUCUCUCGAAGUGAAUCCAGGAUCCCCAACGGGCGAAAGUGAGGGUUCACCAUUCUCCAUAUCUGAUCAGUGAGAGCCUGAGUUGUGUCCUAACUCUCCAUCAUCAGGUAGUGAGAGUGCAUCGAAGACUGAGAACGAGUUUCUGGAACUUUCAACAGCCGUUACAGCAGAGACCUCACCAGUAGGAACACCUAUCAAGGCCAAGGGACAAGCUUCAGAAGCAGAUGGUGCAUUCGCGCAACCACUAGAGCAGCAUGUCCCAGCACCGUCAACACCACAGCAUCAGCAGCAGCCACUUUCACGGACACCAAAAUCCCAGCAAUGCGCGCUUAACAAACGGCCUUACCCCCGCAACCACCAUCAUUAGACUGAGAAGCAGAAUUAUGAUACAAAGCGAUGUAAACUUUGCAUCUGGCUUCACCACUGAGAAGAUUUCCAAAACAAAAAAGCUACCUCUUCUGCGCGUGAUCGUCGACUCCCUGAAGACUGAUUGGCUGCAGCUUAGUCCCACCGUUCACAUCCUAAUCAAUGCUCUGCCCUCCACUUAAUACACACAGCUAGCACUCACAAUAAAUCAGCGUUAUGACAAAUAAGGUGAUAAGUGAAAUUUUAAAUAGCUGGUUAGUUGCUACUGUUCUCUAGCCCAUAAUAAUUAACGACCUUCAGUUUGCCCCACCGAUAGGCAUUCGGAUGAAAAGAUCAAAAUUGACACACACAUUGUAUGACUGUCUUGCUCGUCCUAUUCCUGUCUUUUCUUGAAGUGUGUCUCAGAUCUAUAAUUUAAAGAUUUGUUUCUGUUGUUAAACAGGCUAGAUACUUUCACUAGCAUAACACGUCAAUGCGGAAUUCGUUUUCAUUAUAAUUAUGGCGUCCGCUGAGUCUCCUGUAACCAUGGUCACCUAACGGAAUUUGGUAGCCUACAUGUUUGCUGUGUCCCUCUUGUAGUCAUAAGCAUGUUAUGUCUUAUGUUUGUUUGUCAUGAUCCUGAAGAGCUGUGUUCGUAAACACAACGUCUUCAUAUUUUUAGUGGGAAGCUAAUUGUCGGUGGGACUAGAGUUCCGACUCAUCCCAGUUCCACAAAUUGACAGUAGCUGGAUUUCAAGGUGGUUAAUUUGGCUGUUGCGUCAUUAGGAUGCGUGGCACGUUUUGCGGGCUUACUUCGUAGGGACGACUUUGUCAAUAUUUCCUGGAACUUGACCUGGACUGUUGUUGGGGAGAUUAAAAGAAUAAUCACAAAUUUUCUUUAAACAAACCGUCUACCUCUCCACACUGCGCUCUUGACCCACAUUCAC